AUACGCAACCGCGGAGAGGGGGUGUUGGCUCAGGGAAGGCAGAUGGGGCGACAAGGACAAGCCGCUGCCCAGGCCCAAAUUCUUUCAAUUGGUCCCGAGUCUUCAGUCUGUUGACAACAUGGCAUCUCCUGCUGCUGUGUUCAAUGCUUCCGUCUUUCGGAAAGCAAAUGUGUGCAUCGGGUUGAACACCGUUUUCAGAGGUGCUUCGAGAUGUUUUGCAUCAGCUACAAAGUCAAAGGGUCCCAAAUUUGAUUGGGAGGAUCCAGUGAAUUUGGAGUCACAAUUUACUGAAGAAGAAAUACUUGUGAGGGACCAAUGCCGUGCUUAUUGCCAGGAAAAGCUAAUGCCCCGCAUAACCAUGGCUAAUCGCAAUGAGAGCUAUGACAAGGAAAUUAUGAGGGAGAUGGGUUCAAUAGGUUUGCUAGGGUCAACACUGCAAGGCUAUGGAUGUGCUGGUGUUUCUUCAGUGGCUUACGGCAUUGCUGCAAGAGAGGUGGAAAGAGUAGACAGUGCUUACCGUUCUACAAUGAGUGUACAGUCAUCUCUCGUAAUGGGCCCAAUUUAUCAUUAUGGUUCUGAAGAACAGAAAGAGAAAUACCUUCCUAGGCUCGCGAAAGGCGAAUUAAUAGGUUGUUUUGGCCUAACUGAGCCUGAUCAUGGGAGUGAUAUUGGUACAAUGGCAUCUAAAGCUGUAUAUAACAAAGAAAGGAAAUCCUACACUCUUAAUGGCAGCAAAACUUGGAUCACCAACUCCCCCAUAGCAGACAUUAUUGUUGUGUGGGCGCGUACAGAGGAUGGGAAAGUUCGGGGUUUCAUAAUUGAACGAGAAAAUGCCAAAGGCUUGAGCACUCCUCGUAUAGAAGGAAAAUUUUCUUUGCGUGCAUCUCCUACAGGCAUGAUUCUUAUGGAUAAUGUGGAAAUUCCUGAAGGAAAUAUGCUUCCAGGAGCUGAGGGCAUGAGAGGCCCCUUCUCUUGUUUGAACAAUGCUAGAUAUGGAAUAAGCUGGGGAGCAUUGGGAGCAGCAGAAUUUUGCUUUGCUGCAGCUCGUCAGUAUACACUUGAUCGAGUACAAUUUGGUAAACCCCUGGCUGGAACUCAACUGAUGCAGAAGAAGAUGGCUGAUAUGCUUACUGAAAUAUCAAUUGGCCUUACCACUUGUUUACAUCUUGGUCGUCUGAAAGAUAAAGGAAUGUUGUGUCCUGAAAUGGUUUCAAUCGUGAAGCGUAAUUCUUGUGGAAAAGCUUUAGACAUAGCUCGCACAGCUCGUGACAUGCUUGGAGGAAAUGGUAUUUCCGAUGAAUAUCACAUCAUUCGUCAUUGCAUGAACUUGGAGGCAGUCAACACUUAUGAAGGAACUCAUGAUGUUCAUGCUCUUGUGUUGGGCCGUGCUAUAACAGGACUUCAAGCUUUUUGAUUGUGGUUAUAUUUUAUGCAAUAGAUAAUAUAAUAAAUCAUUCCUUCAUGUACUCUGAAAUGUGAUAUUUAUGUUAUCAGUGUAAUUGUUUUACCAAAGGAGUAUUUUAAUUACUGUGCAUUAAAUUUUAAUUUCAUUUUUUAAAACAGAAAUACAUCUGAUUAGAUAAAAUGUAAGAAAGUUGCUUCUCCAUUUUUUAAACGGACCCGUUUCUGCCAGACAGUUGGGGCGCGCGGGGGGGAGGGCGUCAUGGUUCAACACCACCUGUUGAGCAGCUCCACACCCACGCCCGGGUACCAGAGCAACAAUGGACACCUUGCUCUCUGAGUAGUCAGCCCCCCGCGCGCGCUGCCCAGCGCUCAUGCCAAAAAUUGUGUUCAAUUAUAAAAGUAAUGAUUAAUAUGCUAAUUCAAAAAAAAUAUCACGCAAAAAGACACAUCAAGAACAAUAACAAUGCAGCGAGCAGGCAUGAAAUGCCUACAUGGCGUCCAAAAGCAGAUUGUACAAGUGAGAGGGCGCUAUGACGCGGCGCAAACUUCUGUAUUCAAAAAAUAUUGCUCGAAACUAUAAAAUAGAAAAAAUUCUUAACUAAGGGUCCGUUUAUGGUUAACAAGAAUUGUUAACGUUUUUUUCUCCUCAUUAAAAAUUUAAUCUAACUUCAA
Molecule: messenger RNA, 2076 nt
Organism: Frankliniella occidentalis (western flower thrips)
Lineage: Eukaryota; Metazoa; Arthropoda; Insecta; Thysanoptera; Thripidae
Product: glutaryl-CoA dehydrogenase, mitochondrial
Exons: 8
Coding region: 119-1414 (431 amino acids)
Biological process (GO): fatty acid beta-oxidation using acyl-CoA dehydrogenase; fatty-acyl-CoA biosynthetic process
Cellular component (GO): mitochondrial inner membrane
Molecular function (GO): glutaryl-CoA dehydrogenase activity; fatty-acyl-CoA binding; flavin adenine dinucleotide binding
Source: RefSeq, a predicted model, not a curated record